Stylonychia lemnae is the source of this 894-nucleotide messenger RNA. NCBI's taxonomy places the organism in Eukaryota, Ciliophora, Spirotrichea, Sporadotrichida, Oxytrichidae. The record is from the annotation of a GenBank genome assembly.
AUGAAGAUUGUUUAAGCAGCCUUUGAAUCCAAGUCAAAAGACUAUGAGUAAUAGAUAUCUGAGUUAAAGAUCCAUCUUACUGAGAGAAACGAUUACAUAAAAAGGCUUGAAAAGAGAAAUGCAUAAUUAGAGAAAUAGGUGAUAGAUCAGAUGAAUGCAAUUCAGGAAUAGCAAACUCAGAUAAAGUUCAGGGAUAGAUAGAUUUAGGAACUAGAAUCAAAAUAUGAGAGUCUUGAAAAGAUAAGAAAAGACAUUAUUAAUACAGUCUCAUAGCAUGGCUCAGGCGGCAAUUCACUUGUAGUCAAUCAGCAUUCUCCACUAAUCAAAGAGAAUUAUUAGACAAACAACAAGACUCUGAAACCAACUUAAAACAAUAUAUUGAUCUAGAACAGUUAGACUUUUGCUAAUAAUCUUGGCAAGUUCAUUAAUCAGGACGAUCUUAUGAACUUUAAGAGUCUCUCACCAGAGAAUACAGCAAACAUUACCAAUAACAAUUUCUUAAGUCAACAGCAGCAUAUCCAAAAUUUCUAAAAACUUAAUUAAAAUUAAACUCAAAAAGAAAGUAGCUGCUUAGACUACCCCUUAAUCAAAUAAAAUCUGAAUACUAUAGAAAUGAAAGAGAAUAAAAACGAAAGAUUAAGCCACUACUAAAAUAAUGGCCCUAUUGCUUAGAGCCAGUCAUCUUCUGAAAGUAAAAUAUUCUUUAAAAAUGUCAAAGCUAGACUGUCAGAGGAGAAAUUUAAUGAGUUUCUACUUAAUGUCAAACGUUUAAAUGGCAAAGUCCAGUCUAAGGCCCAAACUCUAAUAAAUAUCGCUAAGCUCUUUGGGAAAGAAAAUGAUGAUCUAUUUAAGAACUUUGAGCAUAUAAUUUGCCCAUCCACCUAAAGUCAAUGA